This is a messenger RNA of Tarenaya hassleriana, 1965 nucleotides long. RefSeq names its product protein NRT1/ PTR FAMILY 5.4. Bases 43 to 1767 code for a protein of 574 amino acids. Gene Ontology annotation, biological process: transmembrane transport; oligopeptide transport. The transcript has 6 exons. The record is from RefSeq and is a predicted model, not a curated record. Lineage: Eukaryota; Viridiplantae; Streptophyta; Magnoliopsida; Brassicales; Cleomaceae. Gene Ontology annotation, molecular function: transmembrane transporter activity. Gene Ontology annotation, cellular component: membrane.
CUAGAUUCCAACACCCAUCUCCUAAACCAUCACCAGACAUCAAUGGCGGAUUCCGACCCUAAGUCCGUCAUUUCAGACACCAAAGGGAUCACCAAGAAAGGAGGAUGGACCGCUGCCCUUUUUAUAACCGCGGUUGAGGUCGCAGACAGCUUCGCGUUUUACGGUCUAGCGAGCAAUCUAAUGAUGUUUUUGACGAACGAGCUAGGCCAGUCCACGGCCACGGCCGCCAAAAACAUCAACACGUGGAUAGGCGUCUCCUGUAUUUUCCCGAUCGUCGGAGCCUUUCUCGCCGACUCUGUCCUCGGCCGCUUCAAGACCGUUCUCUUAUCCUCCAUCGUCUACCUCUUGGGGAUGGCAAUGUUGCCGAUAUCGGUAUCCGUGGUGCCACGGCGGCUGAGGGACGAGAUGUUCUUCAUGGCGCUGUACGUACUGGCGGUCGGACAAGGAGGGCACAAGCCCUGUAUCAUGACGUUCGCCGCCGAUCAGUUCGGGGAGGAAAACGCCGACCAGAAGAUGGAGAAGUAUUCAUUCUUUAACUGGUUUUACUUAGCCAUCGUCGCCGGCUCCUCCAUCGCCGUCCUUGGCCUUGUCUUCAUUCAGGAUCGGGUGAGUUGGGCCGCCGGGUUCGGAGUUGUUGCCGGCACCGUUGCCGUAGCCCUAAUUCUGUUUCUGAUCGGAAUCCCUAAGUACAGGAAACAACUUCCGGUCGGAAGUCCCUUCACCAGGGUGGCUCAGGUCUUCGUCGCCGCCUUUAAGAAGUGGCGCGUGAGUACCACGCCCCACCGUUACAGCGUUUGCUCUGAGGACUCGGAGGAUGGCUCGACGAGUCAAACAAAAACGAGUGGGAGUAAACAAUAUCUCGCACGUACAAAUCAAUUCAGAUUUCUGGAUAAGGCAACAAUCAUUGACGAAGUGGACGCUUCGGACAAAACUCGGAACCCCUGGAGAUUGUGUUCGACAAACCAAGUGGAGGAAGUGAAGUUGGUGCUGAGGCUCGUGCCGAUAUGGUUAAGUCUCAUAAUGUACUGCGCGACCAUCGCUCAGCUCAACACGUUCUUCAACAAGCAAGGGAGCACGAUGAACCGUACCAUCGGGAAAAGCUUCACGAUCCCUCCGGCAGCGUUUACGAGCGUUGUCGGGGUCACGAUCCUCGUUUUCGUCCCUCUCUACGACCGAGUCCUCGUUCCGGCCGCUAGGAAGAUCACCAAGCAUCAUUCUGGAAUCACCGUUCUCCAAAGGGUCGGCAUCGGCUUGUUCAUCGCAACUCUCAACAUGGUGAUAUGUGCACUUGUGGAGGCAAGGAGGCUUAAGGUCGCGAAGGAUCACGGGCUAAUCGACGAUCCAAAGGCAAUCGUUCCCAUGAGCAGUUUAUGGUUACUCCCUCAGUACAUACUCACCGGGAUCGGAGACACGUUCACGAUCGUGGGCAUGAACAUUCUCUUCUACGACCAAAUGCCGGAGAUCAUGAGAAGUAUAGGGGCCGCCUGCUUCAUAAGCGUCGUAGGGGUCGGGAGUUUCGUCAGCAACGUGAUCAUUUCGUCCGUCCAGUCGAUCAGCAAACGCCGCGGAGAGCAAUGGCUCGGGAACAACCUCAACCGAGCUCAUCUCGAUUACUUCUAUUGGGUGAUCGCCUCCCUUAACGCUCUCAGCUUCUUCGUCUAUCUCGUGGUAGCUAAGCGUUUCGUCUACAAGAAACUUCGUGGUGAAGACGAGGAAGAAGAAGGCCACGGCUCGAGUUCUGAUCCUAAUUACGCAUCCGCAGCCUAAAACAAAGGUUCGGAAGGGUUUUCAGAUCAUCGAUCCAUAUGUUUUUGUUGUUUUCUUUUGGUAUUUUGAUGUCUUAAUCUUUAAGUGUUCAUGUAACGUCUAGACUCCGUUUCAUACAUGUUUUUACUUUGUAUUUAUGUGGACCGUAUAUUCAGUUCCUCAAAAUAAAAAUGUUUACUAUAUGUUAUUGUAUGAUUA